GCGCACAGCCACCUAGAGUUUCUUCUCCUUUUUACCUUGGCAGCAGCUUUAUCAUACACACCUGCAGGGGAGCUUCCGCAGAGCUCGCUUUGCUGAAAAGUGAACUCCCUUCCUACCGCUUUCCUCAUACAUGCAUACGUCAAUGGCGCCGUGCUUCAAUGGCGUGGCCGAGAGACACCGCAGGCGCCUCUCUCUUGUCCUCAUUGCCAUUGCUGCUCUUCUCCUCCUCGCACGCGCCUCGAACGCUGCAACGCCCUCUGGACAGGAAACGUGUCCCGUCUCCACAAACGCCGCAGUCAUGACGACGUGGUGCACGGCGCGCUUUGGUGGCCACGGCGGCUCCCUCACGGCGAGUGCAUGGGACCACAACCGCACGUCGUUCUCGUGCAUCUGCAAUGCCAACGCGGACGCAGCGAUACGGAUCAUACUGCGGUCAACGUUGCCGCCUCACGCACACACUGGCCGAGGGUUGGGGGACGCACAAGGAAUGUUUGCCUUGGCGGACUCUGCGGCCGGGAGCAGCACCAGUCGCAGUGCGUCGAGGUCCAUGCCGGCGCCAGCCAGCAGCAGCAGCGGCAGCUUUAGCAAGUCGUCGAUACCCUCAACUUCGAGGUCCUCCGCUUCGAGUUCCUCGGCCUCCGUCCCCUCGGCUUUGAGUUCGUCCUCCUCAGACGCCAACGUGACGGGGACGUGCGCCUGGAGCGGGGUGUUCACGCCGUACCCGGAGGGGGUGCAGUGCACGGCGAUCACCGGCGUGUGUCCCAGCUCGUGCGGCGUCAUUCCGCCGAACCUGUGCAACAACGCGUACACCAAAAGCGAAACUUGCGGCGAGGUCGGCGUCCACGAGGUGUCCUACACGUGCCUGACGUGCAACGGCCGCAACUACACCAUCCACUCCUCCAACGGUACCAAAUGCACACGCUACUACGCCGAGGGGGACAAGUGUGACGCGAAAAGCACGUGCAACGGGCACGGCUGCUGCGUGGGCAAGGAAAACACGUGCGUCUGCUACAGCGACGGCGUGAACGGGUACUACACAGGCAGCACGUGCAACAGCUGCCAGAACGGCUACGAGUGGAACUCCGCAAACCAGUGUCUCCAGGCGACCAACAAGGUGCAAUUCAUCCUCGCCUCCAUCGCGAAGACGUGGACGAUGGUGGCGCCGAACAUGGCGGUGCUCUUCCUUUUCGUCAUAUUUGGUGUAACGCGGAAACUGAACGCGUCGGACCGCCCCUUUGACCUGACGGGGCUGCGUCGCGCAAACCUAUCCACCGUGCAGGUGGCGCGGCGGCGUCAGCAGAGCCUCUUCCACUCCAAGUACAUCCCCAUGCGACCGGCGAAGAGCCGCUCCUUUGCGAACCCCCACCAGCCGCAAACCCGCGGGCCACCCGCUUUCUGA
This is a messenger RNA of Leptomonas pyrrhocoris, 1399 nucleotides long. RefSeq lists its product as hypothetical. The record is from RefSeq and is a predicted model, not a curated record. The transcript has a single exon. The coding region runs from base 131 to 1399 and encodes 422 amino acids. NCBI's taxonomy places the organism in Eukaryota, Euglenozoa, Kinetoplastea, Trypanosomatida, Trypanosomatidae.